Messenger RNA from Phaeodactylum tricornutum CCAP 1055/1, 1145 nucleotides. It is a transcript of the gene ISIP2B, whose product is annotated as iron starvation induced protein. NCBI's taxonomy places the organism in Eukaryota, Bacillariophyta, Bacillariophyceae, Surirellales, Neidiaceae. The coding region runs from base 44 to 1027 and encodes 327 amino acids. The transcript has 3 exons. The record is from RefSeq and is a predicted model, not a curated record.
UGCUCACAUAUCUUCUUGCGUUCGAUUUGUAAUACUGCCCAUCAUGAAGAUCCUUCUGCUUAACUUUUUUACUGCCGCUGUUGCUGCGCAGCAGAUGGAGAUUGCUCGCUUCGGGGGUUGCUUGAACGAAACCCAGGUAGCAUUGGAAGCCGCCGGUACUUCCGAUGGUGUUUCGCCCUUCAGUUGCCACAUGGAAUCAGCUCACUGUGGCGAAGGUGAACGCUGGUUGACUCCCAUGGAUGUCGAGUCUGAAGGGUUUGGUCCCUGUGGUUGUGAUGAGGACUACGACACGAACGCGUACAUUGGUACCUGCUACGACCUCAGUGGCAGUCAUCAGGUGGUUUGCGCCUACGACGGCAGUCAAUGCCCAGAAAACUGGAUGGAUUUGGGACAGCGCUUCAACAAUGAUCAUGAAAUAGAUGAAAGUUGUAACGAUGAAAGCAACGCUUCCGAUAACGAGGAAUCUUCCUGUGGAAAGCGUUGUUUAUGCAACUACCAUUACACAUCACGUGACGGCCCUGUUGACGCCGGUACUUCGACUUACGGUAUUUGUUAUAACAGUGAAAGUAGAACAUACGAAUGCGCCGUGGCCAACCAUUCCUGCGCAGAAGGGGAAGAGUUUUUUGGUCCUCAUGAAGGCAUCGACCAGUACGGCGCGAUCUGUAACUGUGAUGAUACAGCCGUCGGCGCUUGCAUGGAAGGCGGCUCAACCUUUUCGCACUGUGCCGUGUUCGAAGACAGCUGCGGAGCCGGACAGUCCUUCACAACAGCCCGACAGCUUUCCUCGAUGUCAGAUAUGCCAAGCUGCCGUCUCUGUUCCAAUACAUGGGAAGGGGAAACGCCAGCUCCCAUGGCAGCGCCUGUCAGUUCUCCUGUUUCUGCUCCCGUCAAUAAUCCGGUUAGUAUGCCAGUCAGCUCUCCUACCAAUAGCGUUACAGCGGAGGAUGGAGGCUCAGGAGCAUUCGUUCAGGGCUCGACCGUUCUCAUGAGCGCACUACUCUAUACGGUCCUUUCCUUCGCCUUGUAAAAGUGACUGUCAUAGAAAUUCUUAAACCGGAAAGAACUACCUUUGCCAUGUCUAGGUUAUUUUGCGGUCAGAACAGAGCCACGUAUUAAAUUAAAGAAACAGGAUUCUUUGCAGCAUC